CCCUGCCCAUGUUUUCUGUGUCUCAGUCCGUCAGUCUGCUGUCGUUCAAGUUCGCAAGAACGUCACGUCCGCACUUGAACUUGCAGCUCUUUGAGGGGGGUUUUGCCAUAUACCCCCUCAUCACUCUCUCCCUCUUUGCGAAAAAGUCAUGACGAGCUCCGCACGGACAGAGACGCGCGCCUUACCCGCUGCCUGAUCCACACUUCCUUGGUUUCCCCUUUCUCUUUUUCAACACCUUUUGGAUGUCACCCGCAUCAAUGAAGAUAUUUCACUUGGAGUCUUACCUUGUAGGAACGGAUUUCCCAAUGUGAACUUAGCUCAAAAGCCAGCGCUAUACAAACAUGUCUCGCCGCAAGCAAGGCAAACCCCAGCACUUGAGCACACGGGAGUUUUCGCCUGAACCGCUAUCAGGCGUCCCACCAGAUGAAGACUCGCAGGACUCCUCGAGGCUCGGAGUGGCUCAGGGUGGACCUCUCAAAGGGGACCAGGACCUGCUCACAUGCGGCCAGUGUCACUCUCGCUUCCCCCUGUCAGACAUCCUGUUGUUCAUUGAGCAUAAGAGACGCCAGUGCCACGGGAGCCUGUGUGCAGACAAACCACUGGACAGGCCGCCCUCCUCCCCCCUCGCCUCGCCCAUGUCCACGUCCUCGUCCCACUCUCGGACACAGCUGCACCCCAGGAGGCCAUGCCAUCCCGUGGAGGUGGCCGUACAAGUGUCACCACACGAUGAGGAAUGUUUAUCCGCACCAUUGCCAGGAAUAAUCCCCAAGCAAGAAAAUAUAACAGAUAAAGAUGAGCCCAGCAGUUAUACUUGCACCACAUGUAAGCAGCCCUUCACCAGUGCCUGGUUCCUGCUCCAACACGCCCAGAACACUCAUGGUUUUCGGAUCUACCUGGAGAGUGAGCCUGGCAGCCCCUUGACCCCCCGUGUGGCCACAGCUCCUGGGAUGGGUGGUGACUGCGCCUCAUCCCAGCCACCCAUGCAUGCAGUGCACUUGGCAGAAGGCAGUCCGUACAGCCUGCUGAGAAUGCCAGGAUCUGGUUCAGGACGGGACUCAGCCUCCACCCCUCGAGAGGGCCGAUAUCCCAGGACUCCACCUUUAUUCAGCCCUCCUCCUCGACAUCACCUGAGCCCUGACGACCUGGCACUGGCCACUCACCAUCCCAGCGCCUUCGACAGAGUCAUGAGGCUAAAUUCUGUGCCCCUUGAGCCUCCUCAAAGCAUGGACUUCUCCAGACGUCUCCGAGAGCUGGCUGGAAACGCAGCUGGAGCUUCCCCUCCUCUUUCUCCAAAUAGACCUAACCCUAUGCAACGCCUUUUACCUUUCCAGCCUGGCUCCAAGCCUCCAUUCUCAGCCACACCUCCUCUGUCCACCUCCCAGUCUCCUUCUGGAUCCCACUCCACUCCCAAUGCCAGCUCCAAUGCUGUUCAACCAGGUACUCCUCUAAAGGCAAAGUCUUGUGAGUUCUGUGGAAAAACUUUCAAGUUCCAGAGUAACCUAAUCGUUCACCGACGGAGCCACACUGGGGAGAAGCCCUUCAAAUGUCACUUGUGUAACCACGCCUGCACCCAAGCCAGCAAACUCAAGAGGCACAUGAAGACCCACUGCCAGAACAAGUCUCUGAUGAACGCUAAGUCUGAAGAUGGGCUCUCUGCCACUAGCUCACCUGAGCCCGGCACCAGCGACAUCAUGAACAGUGCUACAGAUGCACUCAAGUCUGUGGUGGCCAAGUUCAAGAAUGAGAACAACGGUCUGAUGGCAGAGAAUGGAGAGGAAGAUGAGGAGGAGGAAGAGGAGGAAGAGGAGGAGGAAGAGGAGGAAGAAGAGGAGGAAGAAGAGGAGGAGGAAGAAGAGCUGGAGGAUGAGAUGGAGAGUAAGCCCCAUGUCGCUGACGGCGAUGACAGAAGCGACUAUCGGUUCAGCCUGAGACUGGAGGGGGCGCGGCACCAUCAAAACAGUGAUGCUCUGCACCCCCACCGCAGGAACUCAUCACGCGACCCAGGAGAUGAGGACUCAGCCAUGGAGUCUGACCGGGCCGAGGAUGGAGCCACUACUCCUAUGAAUGGACUCGGGCCCAUAACAGUUGACAGCAUCUCACGUAAAUUGUUAGGAGGCGUGAGUCCAGGCUCUCUCAGUCCUCUGUCAAAACGCAUCAAAGUGGAGAAAGACAUUGACCCGCCUACCCCCACCAUCCCGAACACUGAGAAUGUCUAUUCUCAGUGGUUAGCGGGGUAUGCAGCCUCCAGACAACUCAAAGACCCUUUCCUCAACUUUUCAGGUGGGGACUCAAGACAAUCGCCUUUCGCCUCUUCUUCAGAGCACUCAUCAGAGAAUGGCAGUCUGCGGUUCUCUACUCCCCCUGGUGAGCUGGACGGAGAGCGUGCUGCUUCAGGACGCAGUGGCACAGGGAGUGGGGCCAGCACACCUCACGGGGGUAGUGGAAACGGUCGGCCCAGCUCUAAAGAUGGCCGCCGCAGUGACACUUGUGAAUUUUGUGGCAAAGUGUUUAAAAACUGCAGUAACUUGACAGUUCACAGACGCAGUCACACAGGAGAGCGGCCGUACAAGUGUGAGCUGUGUAGUUAUGCCUGUGCUCAGAGCUCCAAGCUCACACGCCACAUGAAAACCCACGGACAGAUGGGUAAGGAUGUGUACAAAUGUGAAAUCUGCCACAUGCCUUUCAGUGUCUACAGCACUCUGGAGAAACACAUGAAGAAGUGGCACAGCGACCGGCCUCUGGCUAAUGACAUUAAGACUGAGUAGACAAAGACUCUGGGCUAACAGUGACCCUCGCUAGCUAGCCACUACGUGAGGGGAGAGGACGACAGGGUUGGACACAUACUGCCCUGUUUACGUCCCCGAUUGGACAAGCUGAAUGCAUGAUCCAAGAAUGGGGCAAUACGCAUCAAAACUUUUUGAGCCUUUCUAUUGUGCAAUAAUUUACAUGUUUUGUAUUUUUUGUAACUGGACAGCAUGCUCAGUGUGUUUUGGCUACUUAGAGAGAAAUUGUCCUUGGCUGGUGGGUUUGGUUGUGUUAGUGUAGCUGUUGAUUCUUUUGUUUUCCUUGACAAAAACUUAGUUAUGAGAACCCAUGCUGCAUACAGUGCAUACUGUUUUACAUAUCAUGUACAGUUUUGUGUUUUACAUAGUGGACAGUGUCAAGUUAUCAAAACAUCAAAAAGCAGGGUCACACUAAAAUGUUCUUUGUAAAAGAUUUUCAAUGCAAGAUUGAGAUAUAUAUACCUUUAUAUGAAAUUGGGCCGCCUAUUAGUUGCUAGGCACUAGCGCCAUAAAAUACUUUUUUCUUCAAACUACAAUGAGAUGAACAAUAUGGUGUGAAAUGACAACUGAGAGUGCCUUUACCUGAAUUAGCUAGCCCUCCUUUUGCUAUAAGCUCGGAGUUUCUGCUAUGAAUACAGGCCACUUUGUACAUGUGAAAAGCAGGUCCUUGCAUCAAGCACCUGUCCGUCAUGCAGCGUCUGAGCAGAACAACAGAACCAGCUCGAGUGAUUUCUCUUUUCUCUGUUGAAUCAUCAUCUGCCUGACUUAUGUUGCUCCUCUUUAUGUUUCAUGGCAUGUUACAUGCUUAAAGUGGGAAUUUUUGUUAACUUUUCAUCAAGGUUUUAUUUUGGUGUACCGUUCCUGAAGGGUACUCAAUUAACAAGUCAUUGAACCAACAUAAAGCUCUUAAUUUUUCGCUUUGAAAAUUAAAGUUUUGUUUUGUAUUAGCUCUGUAUAAUGUUUGUGUGUCACCCGUCAGCAUUGGUGCAGCAGUCACUUGAAGACCACACAGUGGGUUGUAGUUGCUCUAAGCUAGACCGUUUCUUUGGGGGUGGGCUAUGGGGUUGAGGGUCAGGGUCGUGGGUGGUGUGGGAUGACCAGGUGUCUUUACAAUUCAAUUGUUAUAUCCUUAUAGCGCUUACUUUAACUGCAUUAGUGUUAGGAACUUUAAAUAACUCCUAUACUGAAUCCUAUUGGAAAUAAUCUUUAACAAAAAUCCACAUCAAAUGUCAAAAGGUUUAGCUUGAAACUUUCAUCCAUUCAUUUGUGUUUGAGCAGCAAAGCUCUAGUCGUCAUGUUGUUAGUGAAUCUCCAUCCCUGUCAUUACUAAAGAUAGCACUUGUGACUCUGCCUGUCUCUGUAUCUGUCUCUCUAAUCGGAGGUACAGCCGGUCGAGUAUAAAUGAACACCAGGUUUACAUCUGGUAUUAAAUACGUGCACUGUUUAAUUUUCCCAGUUUACAGUCGGACGCUCAAGGGAAAACCUGCUCUUAUGCUGACAGAUUAGUGUGGUGUCAUUUCUUUUACAUUAAAAAGACAAAAAAAUUCUAAAGUAAGACUUGAAACUAUUGCCAGCCAUGUUUGUCUUGAGCCAACCCCAACUUGGCUUCUGAUGGUAUAAUGCAGGAACGCCAUAAAAAUAUCCUGCUUCAUAGACAUCAAACUGCUCAGUAACAAAUUGACUUUAUAUAGGUACUUUUUGUUGUGGAUUUGAACACUUCUGUUUUAGGGGAGAUCAUUAUUUAAGUUUUUUAUUGUUAAGUGCUGUUUCUCUUGUCUUGGUGAUGGCCUUGACUUUUUCACAUUGUAAUGAAUUGUAAUGAACAUGUCUCAUCUUUAUUUGCCUUUACUAUACACUUGUCUUCAGGUUGAACAUAAAAUUUGAAUUUGGAAGAGAUUUAUGAUAUAUAAAUAUAUAGAGAGAACUUAAAGGCGUAGGAAACUGCACACGUUUGUCUGUUCCUAUGCUCCAUCACAUUUAUGGUCUACCUUCUGUAUUUAGAAUGGUAUUUGAAAUUAAUGUUCACUAGUGUAGGCACUUAUAGUAUUUAUGUUGGAGCCUGUAUUUUUUACUGUUUGCCUGUACUCUUUCAAGGUUUCAAUGUAUCCUUUUUUCUGUAGUGAAAAAAAUCCCAACAAGCUGCCACCGUAUAUUUUCUUAAUUUGGCAGGAUAAUAUAGUGUGAAUACUUUGUAUGCUUGAAAAUACGUAUGUUUUUGAAAAUAAAUUGUGGUGAUCUCCAGGGGUGAGAGGUCAUAUGAUGGCCUCCUCAGGCAGUCCCGCUGGAGUGACCACACCAGGUGAAAACAGGUGGUUGUACAUAUCUUUUAGUUUGUUUUAUAUAUAUUUUUCUCUCCUGCCAUUUUAUAUGCAGUAUCACAAGCUAUUGUUGGGUUUUCUUAGUAGCCAACUUUGUACUGUCCACCUAAAACAUUCCAGCCGUUCAGACAAAAAAACUUUUGUCAUAUGCAAUCGAUUCACCUUCAAUUUAAAAUGGUUUGAUUUUAGUUUACGUUGUAUUUGUUUGCCAAACAAACCAAGGUGCUUUGUAAUUUACUGAUGGUACAUCUCAUAUGCAAGGCAUAUUCUGAACAAGCAAAGAUAUUUGGUACUUGGAGUCAUUGCAGAUUAUUUUGAGGUACAUUGUUUCAUCCUGUGAUCUGUUUGUCCUGAACUUGAAGUUGACUGGUCAUUGGUCGACAUUAUUUAUUAUAACACACACUUACACACACACGGUCCUCUGUUGUGAACGGAGCACUGCUGAACCAGACCACUCCCUCUGUCACUCAGAUGGCUUCAUUCUGUUUGAUGACCAAAGGUCAUUGACCAAUCUUAAUGAGUUGUUGCUUGACUUUUUAAUGUUGUUAUUUUCCGUUAUGGAGAUACCACUCUAUUUUCAGCUCUUGUCUGCAUUAUUCUGUCACUCAGCCAUUUUGUCUCAAAAAUAAAGAAGUAUUACACACAUA
Boleophthalmus pectinirostris (great blue-spotted mudskipper) is the source of this 5748-nucleotide messenger RNA. Its product is annotated as B-cell lymphoma/leukemia 11A-like. The record is from RefSeq and is a predicted model, not a curated record. Lineage: Eukaryota; Metazoa; Chordata; Actinopteri; Gobiiformes; Gobiidae. Gene Ontology annotation, biological process: negative regulation of dendrite development; regulation of transcription by RNA polymerase II. Bases 342 to 2765 code for a protein of 807 amino acids. Gene Ontology annotation, molecular function: DNA-binding transcription factor activity; RNA polymerase II cis-regulatory region sequence-specific DNA binding. Gene Ontology annotation, cellular component: nucleus. The transcript is spliced from 3 exons.